This is a messenger RNA of Girardinichthys multiradiatus, 6154 nucleotides long. RefSeq names its product nedd4 binding protein 1 (gene n4bp1). The record is from RefSeq and is a predicted model, not a curated record. Gene Ontology annotation, biological process: negative regulation of proteasomal ubiquitin-dependent protein catabolic process; negative regulation of protein ubiquitination. Gene Ontology annotation, cellular component: nucleus; PML body. NCBI's taxonomy places the organism in Eukaryota, Metazoa, Chordata, Actinopteri, Cyprinodontiformes, Goodeidae. Gene Ontology annotation, molecular function: RNA binding. The transcript has 12 exons. Bases 381 to 3305 code for a protein of 974 amino acids.
GUUUUGGUUUGUUUGGUUCUCAGAUUCUGUAUUAUCGGUGGACGUAUUUCAUGGCGCGGAUGUCAUCAUAAAUUGGGUUACUUUGAGCGGAGUUUUUAUUUUCACAACUGUCAGGCAGAUAAUCAUCUUAGGACACAACGCUUGACUGGGCUGUCGUGCUCUGAUGAGGCCAUCAGUGGGACUUUCCGGAUACGUCAGAACGAGCUUCCGACUAGUUAACGCUAGCUACUGCCGCCGCGUUCAUGUCGUUAGAUGCGGUUAACGUAACGUCGCAGCUCCGAAACAAACGCAGACAGGAGGCCAUGAAAACUCCCAGAAGCCGCCAGCAGCGCCAGGAGGUCUGAAUACAGAGGCGUGGUGGUCAGAAGCGACAGGGCGGGAUGUCAACAACUCGGCCUCUGCUCGGAAUGAGACGAGUCACCGAGCUACCGUGCCCGGAGCAGCCGGGCAACAGCCUCUCCGCGUCGGCCGGCAAGCAGCAAGCAGAGGCCUCCACGGUGGACGAGUUUACGGUUCUGGAGGACAAAGAAGAUGAGCUAAAGUGUGCCAGGCCCCGAGUAGAGCAGGUCUUUAAAGUGACGUUCACCAUUAUCGGACUGUUGGACCACACGGGACAGCCGCACGGCAGCAAAACAUCCCGACAGAUCUGGCUGCAGCUCCGAGGGAACAGAGACGACGUGUCCAAGGCGAAGGAGUACGUUCGAGGAAUGUGCGACCCGGAGCUGCAGAAAGAAGAGCGCUAUCCCACAGACAUGCACUGCAUCUUCGCCGGGGCCCGGGGCCUCUUCCUGGACAGGCUCAUACGGGACACCAGCGCCGAGGUUCUGGUGCCAGAGCCGGGCCGUUUGUGGCUGGUGGGCCGAGCUGAGCCUGUUGUGAUGGCUCAAAGCAGAGUUCAGCAGUUUGUUGCACUCUUCCAAGAGAAGAAGAGUUUGCCAAGUGACAGAGAAACAGCAGUGAAGCGAACAUUCAAGUCGUUUGUGGAGGAAAGAGACGAUAAAUACACCAUGGAGCUCCUGCUGCUGCCCAGUGCCCUGAAGGAGGAGUUACUGGGACUGGUUCACAGCCCCACCAGCACAAACACAUCUGCUCUGGUCAACCAGGUGCUGCUAAACACCAUGGCAGAGGUUGACCAGGACCGCUCCCAGAGCAGCACUCCGGUGACAGAGCUCUCCAACCGCAUCCUCGACACCAGCUUCGAGGAGAAAGGCGGUGCGGCUGCGUCUGUCUUUGGAGGCGGAAAGUCAGGGUGCGGGAUAGGUUUAGGUCAAGAGGCAGUCUUGCUCAACGGCACUCGACCCUCACACAAGCGGCGCUCGUCCGAGAGCGAGACUCGGGACACAAAGAGACAAUACUCGCUGGAGCGCAAGGAGGAGUCGCCUGAGAGAACGACAAGAGAGCGUCCUCGGGACAGGGAGGUCCGGGGGGCCGGCAGCAGCUAUAGGUCCAAGACCCCAUCUGCUUCCUCAACGUUCUCGUACUCAGGGAAAGCAAACACAGUUGCCGGUCCAAUCACACAGGAGACGGGUGAGGCGAAUCCGGACGAUGGAGAGGCCGUCAGCCCAGAAACUAACCUCCGUUGCUUGGUGAAUUUUUUCAGAACCAUGGGCUACCAGCAGGAGGUGGUGGAACGUGUCGUCAGGGCGACGGGACAGACGGAGGACACCUUUCUUAUACUGGAGAAAAUAGUUGAAGAAACCAAACUUUGUGAGCACGACUCCAAAGGAGGAGACAGAGAGAGACGAAUGAACUCUGUGCAUGCCUCCGAUACCCUCUGCUCCUCUUCCUCCUCCUCCUCAUCAUCAUCCUCGUCAACAGCUUCCCGUUUCAGGGAAAAGGAGCUGGCAGACUCUGGGAGAGCUAAGGAGAACAUAAAGCCGAGCCAGCGCGGAGGAAGCAGCAACGGGUUGGGACACAGACGGAAGUGCAGCGGCAGUGAGACGAGCACUCAGCAGGCCAUCACGAUCAAGAGAAGCUCCAGUGCUCAGGGCGGAGCAGGGAACUAUGAGGUCAUUACGAUCGACGAUGACGACGACGUCAUCCCCACUAACGGCAAAACAGCAGAUGGCCGAAUGUCUCGGAUAAUGACGAUGCCGCACCCUGACACCACCACGCCGUCUGGAUCCCGAACGGACUACCUGGCGCGAGGAGGUGGCGGAGUCCCGCAGCGGGACUUCCUGUCUCGCUGCGGGACUCAAACUUUGGGCGGAUCGGUGAAAGUGGAGAGCGUGACGGCACUGCGCAGCACACCCCAGUGGCAGAGUAAUUCCUCGCUGGCUUCAGCUCCCAGCUCAGCUCAGCCUAUCAACCGAACAGCAGCCUCUUCCUAUCAGACCAUCGGCCACAUGGGCUUUCAGGGUGGCAUGGCCCGGACCUCUCCUGCAAAUGACCCCCCGGCCCCGCCCGUGACCGGUCUGGCUCGGUUCCACCAGUCGCUGCGGACUCCAUUCACCUUGAACCUGCCUAAUGAGUCAGGAAACCCAGAUCUGAGGCACAUCAUCAUAGAUGGCAGCAACGUGGCGAUGGCUCACGGCCUUCAUCGGUUCUUCUCGUGCCGCGGCAUCGCCCUGGCUGUAGAGACCUUCUGGAGGAGAGGCCACAGGGAGAUCACGGUGUUCGUUCCACAGUGGCGUCAGAAGAGAGACCGCCUCGCUACAGAGCAACACUUUCUAAACCAGCUGGAAGACCUGCGGCUGCUGUCCUUCACCCCCUCCAGAGAAGUCUGCGGCCAGAGAAUAUCUUCACAUGACGACAGGUUCCUGCUCCACCUCGCUGAGAAAACAGACGGUAUAAUCGUCACCAACGACAACCUGCGGGACUUUGUCCACACCUCGGACACCUGGCGUCUGAUCAUUCAGGAGAGGUUGCUUCAGUUUACGUUUGUUGAGGAUCACUUCAUGAUUCCUGACGACCCGCUCGGAAAAGACGGACCGCACCUGGACGACUUCCUGCGUAAAGAUAACAGGAGGGCUCCAGUCUCUCCCCCGCCUCUCCAGCCUCCAGACUUCCAGGCCUCAUCGCAGCAGCAGCCCGUUAACGUCCAAACUUUGAGGAACGCCACCUCCCAGGCAGCCCACCCCACUGCACACUGGCCCCACUCCGGCCCACCCGAAUGGCACCCGCCCCGCCGCUCUCCCUCCCCAUCGCCUGCCGCUCCAUCCCAGCGGUCGCCGGAGGAGACGUCAGAUCUGAAGAGGAAGCUGUACGACAUCUUUCCCGACCAGAAGCAGCGGAUCGACCGCAUCCUCAGUGACAACCCGUACAUGAGAGACCUGAACGCCCUGUCAGGGCUGCUGCUGGGCUAAAUAAACUCUGAGAGUACCUCUGUCUGUCUGCGUAAGAAUAAUUUAUUUGACCGUCUUCUCCUCGUCGGGGGGAACGGAAACAGUUUUAUUUUACGGAAAGACUGAUCAUCAAAUUAGCUGCUAUCUGCAACAAAUAUUUUCUGGGAUCUUUUCUUUCGUCUUUGUUUUUUGGUUCCUAAUUGAUCAAGGUGAGCAGCACCAGCGUCUGCAGAACAACAGUGGAAACAGAUUUCCGUACUUCAUCGAGAAAAGUUCUGUGUUUGUGUGGGAAUUAAUCUCUGCAGCCGACCAACUGGACUUUCAGUGACAGCUUUCACCUCCUCACCAACUCUGAAGACACUGAGGAGUUCAUUGUCAGCUGCGGUGAACCGGAUCAGUCGUGCUGGACAGAGUUAGCAUCAAAGCAGCUCUGUGUAUGUGAAGAAUGUCCUCUUUAUGUCCUGGGAAAGCACCUGGUUUAGUUUAUAUUUAUGAGUGUUUAAGUUUACAGUUGGAAAUCAUACUUUCAUUAAACUGGCCGACCUCCUCACCUUCCCUCUAAGCAACGUUUUAAAGACCUUCAGAAAAUUCAUCCAAAUUCAGACGAGGCAACAGAAAUUCUAAAGAAAACCGGAGAUGAUUAAACCUGACCACUAGGUGGCGAUAUGGUCCAGCAACAACAUGUAAAAAAACAGCAAAUUGUUUUCUUCUCGGAACAGGACAAAUGACGAUUGUUUUUUCUACCAGACUGGUUCUAGUGCUAAACCAGAGUCGGAACCGACUCUUAACUGGUUCUCUGUUAAUAUUUGAUUCUCCUUCUGGGGUUUUGGGAGUUUUGGAGAGAGUCAUAGAGCAGUGAGAGGAUUUUCUACACCGAUUAGUCUGGCUGUUAAGCACCAUUCUGGCCUUUACACAUCAGGACAUGUUUAUAAGCGCUGUGUGGUGCUUUUAUCUUUAUUAUCAUUACGCUGCUUGUUUUGUACAGUGUCCUUGAGUGCUCUGAAAGGCACUUUAAAUAAAAUGUACGAUGGUGCCAGCAUUUGUAAGCAGUCACACUGUUCCAAGUCGGAUUCAUAAACGCCACCUUUCGAUAUUAAACAGUUUUUAUGAACAGAACUCCGAACAAGGUCUAUGAAACCACAGCUGUAGAACUAGGAGUUACAUGCACUGUUUCAAGCUGGUUUUAUGAUCACAACCUGAUUCAUAAAAAGCAAACUGAGUGUUUCUGACACCCCUCCAAACAGAGCUGUAACUCGUAUAAGUAUAAGCUGCUCAGACUGGUGCUGAAAUAGUCCGUUUGAAACAUGGAGCUGCCCCUGACCAAUGCGGGAACUUGCUCUGGUUCAGCACCAGAACGUUGGUGCAGCAGUAGAACUAGUCUGGAGUCUGCGCUGUAGAAACUGCAGGAACUGGAGCUGUGGAAGCACUGGAAUCAGUUUGGUUUGGAAAACAAUCCAGAAGCUGAAGAAAGCUGGUAAAAAUGACCCGGUUGUCAUGUCUAGUGCUCGUUGCAGGAAUGCGCAGGUAGAGGUGUAAUGCUUAUUUCAGGUACACAUAGAAUAUAAGCUAAAAGUCCUUGUAAAAAACUAUAACGGCGGUGCAGCACAAUAAUUUCUACCAAUUGGACGUAGUAUUUUCUUCAGGAUGCAGUGACACCAACCGGGGAUUGCAACCUGCUUAAAGACAUGAUGUAACAUGCCAGAUGAGAAAGAAAUAACUUCUUAUAUUUACAUGAUUCUUCACUAGUAAAAUCAUGGAAAUAUCUGAAGUUAUUCAUUUGCAGCUGAUUGAUGUUUUUUUUACAAAUGACCUCUGAGAACAUUUGGCAAGAAAGUUCACAGAAUAUAUUUUGCCAAGCACCCACAGAACCAACAACAUUUUAUGUUUUAUAAAUAUAGAAAUUAAAUGUAUUGAUAAGUCUUAGUUAUACCUCCUAAAACAUGGUUCAUUUCUGACAAAAAGAUGAAGACAGUAGAAGAGUUUGCUUCGUCUGUGGGAACAUGGUUUGGUAGCCGUACUUCCUGUUACUACAAACCAGGCUUUAAACUAAGAUUACUCCGUCAGUAUAGAAGUAGAGCAACCCAAAGAGGUAGGUGGUGCAGAAUGUAGUGACAUCUAGUGGCACAAACUACAAGUUACAGCCUCUGUGGAGCUAAUGUUGAGUUUCCAAUGUUGGGUCUCCUAUUUUUAUUCCCUUAAAAGGUGUCAGGGUUUCCAGGAAUGUGUAACAAUCUGACUCAGGUCUGGUUAUGAACUGUUCAUUGAGAGUCCGGCGCUUGAAAAUUCCCACACCGAACCAGAAUUUGCUGCUUUGAUGAUCUCUUAAGAAACUCCACGUUUGGAUGAGCGUCCCGUCACUCUUCCUACGUUCAGUUCUGAGAUGUUUGGUGAGUUAUGAACCUUGGUGAGGAAGCGACACAUGAUGGAAACAAACACUACAAUAUUUAUUUUCUGUGUACGUCUUAGACGACGUUUCUGGGGUUUUCUUGGAGAUUAUUUUCAGUUCUGAAUCACAUUUGUACCUAAAGCAAGAUGCACUGAACAUAAAGGCUGAUGUGAGCGAGCAAACAGAUAAACGUUUGACGUUUAUCUCUUAAAAACUCAGAGACAGAAUGUGGCUGCAGCUUUCAGAUCGAAUGUCCCUCCUUUACUUUUUAAAACCCUUCAUGUGUUUAAAAAGUAGAAGAUUCUGCACAGAAACCUCUGUUUCAUGUUGAGUUGUUGUAAGGCUUAUUGAAGGAUUUAGUUUCCCUGUAUUAUAAUUGUUCUGUGUAUAUUGAUAUUUUGUUGUGUAAAUAUUCAAAUCUUUGCUUACAGUGCACACAUGGUUUUAUGUAUAUGGAAAAUACAAAGUAAAUGCAUCAAAGAUU